AUGGAUCCUAGUCUGGAGGAGUUCAAGAGACGCUCCGGUCCAAUCAAGGUGCCCCAAUUCCAAGGAACAAACCCUCAACCCCUUGGCAAUCUGCAGCAAGCUCCUACUCCUACUCGACUCUAUCUUCCUCUGAGCGUGGCCUUCUACACUUGUUUUGCGUCGCAUCUUCUGGCUGCUCUUUAUGCCCCAAUCCAGGAUUGUGACGAGACCUUCAACUACUGGGAGCCCUUGCAUUACCUCACCCAUGGCUACGGCCUUCAAACAUGGGAAUAUUCUCCAGAAUACGGCAUUCGAAGCUGGGCGUACAUCGCCCUACACGCCUUGCCGGCCAAGAUCGUGAGUCUGCUUGGACAGUCGAAGACCUUUGAGUUCUAUGCUCUGCGCAUCGGUUUCGCCAUUGUUUGUGCAGCGACCGAGGUCCGCCUGUACUCGGCCAUAUCUCGAACACUCAACCCCAGGGUCGGGGUGAUCUACCUGAUGAUCGUCGCCGUCACUCCAGGUUUCUUCUAUGCCUCUUCUGCAUUCUUGCCAUCAAGCUUUGCCAUGUAUACAUCCACUCUCGGACUGGCCUGUUUCAUGGAUUGGUAUGGCGGGCCCAGGACUGCUCCUGGCAUCAUGUGGUUCGGAGUCGGUGCUCUGCUCGGUUGGCCUUUUGCUGGAGCCCUGGUCGUCCCAUUCGUCCUGGAGGACUGGUUGAUCGCUCUGGUAGGCCAAGUCGAUCUUUUCGCAACCUUCAGAAGGUACCUUGACGGCUUCGUCCGUUGCUUGAUCGUUCUGGCUUUACAGAUCAGCAUCGACACCUUUUUCUACCACAAGAUUGUUGUAGUCCCGUGGCGUAUUGUCGCGUACAACGUGUUCGGUGGCCAAGGCCGUGGCCCGGACAUCUUUGGAACGGAGCCAUGGGACUAUUACGUGCGCAAUUUGCUGCUCAAUUUCAACAUAUGGUUCAUUCUGGCCUUGGUCUCGGGGCCCUUGUUCCUUUUCCAAUGGAUCGUCUUAAAACAACAUACCACCAAGCAAACGCUCCUGAGGACACUGACCUUUCUCAGCCCCUUCUAUCUCUGGCUGGCCAUCUUCACCCUUGAACCGCACAAAGAAGAGAGAUUCAUGUUUCCAGCCUACCCGUUCCUGGCUUUGAAUGCCGCCAUAGCAUUCCAUUCGCUCUUGGCCUGGAUCGGAUCGUCGGAAUCCAUCAUCUUUGGUAGAAUCCCGGCCAAGCUCAAGUUGCUGGCUAUCCUGUCUACGGUUCUUGUCGCGGUCAAUAUCGGCCUGCUGCGAACCUUGGGAACAGUCACUGCAUACCGAGCACCCCUGCAGAUUUAUCGUGUGCUCGAAAGCGCCAAUAUGACUCGAGGUGGAGAUACAGUGUGUUUUGGCAAAGACUGGUAUCGCUUCCCAUCAUCUCACUUCCUCCCUCACAACACACAUGCAAAAUUCAUCAAGAGCGAAUUCGAUGGUCUGCUGCCUGGCAACUUCCAUGAGGGUGAGACCGGGUUUGGAUUCUUCCCAGGCACUUGGCUGGUGCCAGCUGGGAUGAACGACCAAAAUAGAGAAGAUCCCGGAAAACACGUUGACGUGGAGCACUGUACAUUCCUGGUUGACUCCUACAUGCCAGGGAUAGAAGCAACAGAGCAUGAGCCACUGUAUGUUGUAGACGACGGCUGGGAAAAGAUUGCGUGCGCCCCGUUUCUGGACACGUCCAGGACCGGGAUGGUGGCGCGGACGGUCUGGAUCCCCGACCUCGCAGUCAUUCCACCCAGAUACCGGCGGCGGUGGGGAGAACACUGUCUGUUGCACCGUCGCACCACUUGA
Molecule: messenger RNA, 1812 nt
Organism: Capronia epimyces CBS 606.96
Lineage: Eukaryota; Fungi; Ascomycota; Eurotiomycetes; Chaetothyriales; Herpotrichiellaceae
Product: alpha-1,2-mannosyltransferase
Exons: 2
Coding region: 1-1812 (603 amino acids)
Biological process (GO): protein N-linked glycosylation
Cellular component (GO): endoplasmic reticulum membrane
Molecular function (GO): alpha-1,2-mannosyltransferase activity
Source: RefSeq, a predicted model, not a curated record